AUGCUGCGUCGUUCUCUGCUGCGGGAGGAGUUUAUUAAGGGGAGACGAAAAUACACGGGGGCCACUGUCUUAUAUCCUGGUCCUGCUGCUCACGACUUUCUGUGUGAGAGUCGGCCUUUUGUUAUUCGCGUUUGUCUCCCCAAGAACUCACCGAAGCCGCUGCCUGUAGCAGCAGCAGCAGCAACAGCAGCAGCAGCAACAGCAACAGCAGCAGCAACUGCAGCAACUGCAGCAACAGCAGCAACAGAAAGAACAAAAACAGCAGCAGCAGAAGGAACAGCAGCAGAGAGAACGAAGCUAAAGGCCCUACAAAAAGAAGAAAUGCACCCUUAUAUAACUGCAGCACCAGCAGCAGCUGCUGCUGCAGCAACAGCAACAGCAGCAACAGCAGCAACAACAGCAGCAGCAACAGGAGCAGCAGCAGCAGCAAAAGGAACUCAUGAUUGGCAGCAAAAAGUUAUUUCUGUCCGUUCUUAUCACACAGUCAGUGCUGCUGCUGCUGCUCCUGCUGCUGCUGCUCCUCCUGCUGCUGUUGCUGCUGCUCCUGCUGCUGCUACUGCUGCUGCUGCUGCUGCUGCUGCUGCCCCAGCACCAGCGGCGUCGCCUGCAGCAGAAGGCCUCUGUGAAGGUUCUCCUGCUGCUGCUCCUGCUGCUCCUGCUGCAGCAGCAGCAGCAGCAGCACGCAUACCGAAACCGGGUCUUCUGGCGGGCCUGUCUUCAGCUUGCAUACUGGAGCAGCAGCAGCAGCAGCAGCAGCAGCAGCAACAACCACAACAGCAACAGCAACAGCAGCAGCCGCAGCAGCAGCAGCAGCAGCAGCAGCAGCAACAACCACAACAGCAACAGCAGCAGCAGCAGCAGCAGCAGCAGCAGCAGCAGCAGCAGGUGGGGUUAGGGGGGCCCCCUGGGGGGUCCCCUGGGGGCCCCCUCGACUCAGAGGCGCAGAGACGGCGGCUGGCUGCGCUGAGGCGGAACGGUGUCUGCGGGGUUGUUCCCUCGGUGUGGUUAUCUUAA
Messenger RNA from Eimeria mitis, 1014 nucleotides. Its product is annotated as DEAD/DEAH box helicase, putative. The record is from RefSeq and is a predicted model, not a curated record. Bases 1 to 1014 code for a protein of 337 amino acids. The transcript is spliced from 4 exons. Lineage: Eukaryota; Apicomplexa; Conoidasida; Eucoccidiorida; Eimeriidae.